GGGAAGAGAGGGGAAGAGAUGGUGUUGCCGCAGUACUUCUACGAUGUGCCGGACGUGGAGGAGAGGGAACGCACGGCUUGGAUUGUGCCUUUGAUUGUGAUAGCGAAUGUGGUGGUAUUGAUGGUUGUAAUGUUCGUUAACAAUUGUCCUGUUCAUGGUGGUGGCGAUGGAGGAAGCAGAAGCUGUUUUGCUGGAUUUCUAAGGCGGUUUUCUUUCCAGCCGAUUAGGGAGAACCCUCUUCUUGGACCUUCAUCGUUCACGCUGGAGAAACUUGGAGCUCUUCAAUGGGAAAAAACAGUGCAUCAGCAUCAAUGGUGGAGGCUGCUUGCUUCCAUUUGGUUGCAUGCCGGCGUUAUUCAUUUACUUCUAGACAUCUUAAGCCUGAUAUUUAUCGGCAUCCGCCUCGAGCAACAGUUUGGAUUUGUGAGGAUUGGCACAAUCUAUCUCAUCUCAGGAAUUGGUGGCAAUGUGCUUUCAUCUCUUUUUAUAACAAAAGGCAUCUCAGUUGGAUCCUCUGGUGCUCUCUUUGGACUUUUUGGAGCAAUGCUUUCAGAACUAAUCACAAACUGGUCCAUCUAUUCUAAUAGAGCUGCAGCUAUCUCAACUCUACUAUUAAUUGUAGCAGUAAAUCUGGUGAUUGGAAUAUUACCACUUGUCAACAAUUUUGCACACAUUGGAGGAUUUAUAGCAGGUUUUCUUCUGGGGUUUGUUCUUCUGAUUAAGCCACAGUUUGGCUGGACUGAGAGACAGAGUCUUCCUCAUUGCCAACCCACAUCAAAAUAUAAGCUUUAUCAGCUUGUGCUUUGGGUUAUAGGAAUCACUUUUCUUAUUGUUGGGUUUGUAGUUAGCUUGGUGAUGCUAUUUAAAGGAGUGAAUGGAAGUGAGGGGUGUCGCUGGUGUAGAUAUAUGAACUGUGUUCCUACAUCAAAAUGGUCCUGUGGGAAUUGA
This is a messenger RNA of Dendrobium catenatum, 948 nucleotides long. Its product is annotated as RHOMBOID-like protein 2. Lineage: Eukaryota; Viridiplantae; Streptophyta; Magnoliopsida; Asparagales; Orchidaceae. The record is from RefSeq and is a predicted model, not a curated record. Gene Ontology annotation, cellular component: membrane. Gene Ontology annotation, molecular function: serine-type endopeptidase activity. The coding region runs from base 19 to 948 and encodes 309 amino acids. The transcript is spliced from 5 exons. Gene Ontology annotation, biological process: proteolysis.